Nestor notabilis (Kea) is the source of this 889-nucleotide messenger RNA. RefSeq names its product DCN1, defective in cullin neddylation 1, domain containing 5 (gene DCUN1D5). The record is from RefSeq and is a predicted model, not a curated record. Gene Ontology annotation, cellular component: ubiquitin ligase complex. The transcript is spliced from 7 exons. Gene Ontology annotation, molecular function: ubiquitin conjugating enzyme binding; cullin family protein binding; ubiquitin-like protein binding. Gene Ontology annotation, biological process: protein neddylation; positive regulation of ubiquitin-protein transferase activity. The annotation marks the transcript as partial. NCBI's taxonomy places the organism in Eukaryota, Metazoa, Chordata, Aves, Psittaciformes, Psittacidae.
CUACUGCAGAUCACAAGCCUCUGGUAAAGUGAUAAGUGGAGAAGAACAUUUUUCAAGCAAAAAGUGCCUGGCUUGGUUUUAUGAAUAUGCAGGUCCAGAUGAAGUGGUGGGACCCGAAGGAAUAGAAAAGUUCUGUGAAGACAUCGGUGUUGAGCCUGAGAAUAUUAUUAUGUUAGUUUUAGCCUGGAAGCUAGAGGCCGAAAGCAUGGGAUUUUUUACCAAGGAAGAAUGGUUAAAAGGAAUGACCUCACUACAGUGUGAUUGUACAGAAAAAUUACAGAGUAAAUUUGACUUCUUGCGGUCACAAUUGAAUGACAUUUCAUCCUUUAAGAAUAUCUACAGAUAUGCCUUUGAUUUUGCAAGGGAUAAAGACCAGCGAAGUCUUGAUAUUGAUACUGCAAAAUCCAUGUUAGCUCUUCUGCUUGGAAGAACUUGGCCACUGUUUUCAGUAUUUUAUCAAUACCUGGAGCAAUCAAAGUAUAGAGUUAUGAACAAGGACCAGUGGUACAAUGUGCUAGAGUUCAGCAGAACUGUCCAUGCAGAUCUUAGCAACUAUGAUGAAGAUGGCGCAUGGCCUGUACUUCUGGAUGAAUUUGUUGAAUGGCAAAAGGUUCGUCAAGCGUCAUAGCAAGAAUUCAAAAGAAAAUGCAAAAGUGUUUUUGGUGCCCGCCUAUACACAAACUAAUGAGAAAAACAAAGGAUUGCAUUUUCAUUCUUAAGAAAGACUUCAGAGUAUUUUUUUUUUUCCUUUUUUAAGGAAAUUUUCUUGUUACAUGUGAUAUGGGCAUUGAACCACACUUCUGAGACUGAAAGUUGGAGUUCUUGUUUUGAGUCUUAUGUUUAUAGCAUUUAUUUCAGAACAAUAAAGAUUGCGAUUUGUGACAAAGGC